Molecule: messenger RNA, 780 nt
Organism: Durusdinium trenchii
Lineage: Eukaryota; Dinophyceae; Suessiales; Symbiodiniaceae
Source: the annotation of a GenBank genome assembly
AUGGCGUUGGAGAAGAUUGCAAACUUAGAGAAACAACUUGCAAACACAGCGCCAGCAACCCCAGCAGCGCCGGCAGCCCCAACGUCGAAAGCAACAUGUGGCAACACUAGCGCAGCAAAUCUUGCUUCUGCACAGAGCAAGCAGCGUAGCCCAGAUUCGCGCGAGACGGGCGAAGAGGCUGAGGAGGACGAGGAGGAGGGUAAUGGGGAGAAGGAGGGUGGUGAUGACAUGAUCGUCACACCAGCUGGAAAUUCAGUGAUCAGUCAUGACGCCCUGCGUAUGCGCCUUCGGCGUCUCUGCGAGGUGAAGGCCAAGAGCAAGAAAUGCCACGUUGACUCCCAGACUCAUGAACAGUGGAAAGCUGGUGGUGAGGGGAGAGAGUGGUUAGAAAUCGCAUUGACAGAAACUUUGGAGAAACUUGGUGCUGCUGGGAAAAACGCCCACAAGAAAGCUAAAUUCUGCUCCCGCGUGAUCAUAGUACGUGAAAGGAUGGAAGCAAAGGAGUCGGAGAUUCACGGGUCCUGGAUGACUGAAGAAAAGCUUAAGGCCUCUAAGGAGUUCAGUCCGGAAGCGAUCAAAUCCAUUGUCGCUUAUUGUGAGAAAUUUCCUACCGCCCUGAUUCGGCCUUGGAAAUACAAUCCUGACAUCAAGGAGUAUUUUGUUGAGACGGUCACGAAGCAAACGAUCAAGCAAAGCGAGAUGCGCAAACGGACGGAAAUCACUGAUCUCGGCGAGCCUUUCCAGCAAAUCCGCCUAGACAUCGAUCCCUUGUCAUCCUAG